AUGUCCACGAUAUCGAAUCCCACCCUUAGCUACAUGUGGCUACCUUGGUCGGAAAUACAAGCAGUUCGUUCACGAGUCAAUCGAGCGCCCACAUUUCAGCAUCGCGCACAGCUUUCCACGAUUGCUCUCAAGGGAACAUAUAAGAUGAAAAGGAUUGAAACGACCAAAAUCGUGAUGGCUGCCCGGACGGCAGACGGGGGACGUCAGAAAAACCAGAUAAGAUUGACCGCAUUUGGGCCGAUCGCUGACCAGCAACAAGCGCAUUCCCGGCCAUUUCCAAUCACUCCUAAUCUACCGGCUUCCAAGUUAUGCGCUGCCUUGAACCCCGACUCGUUUCAUCGAAUGGAACCCAAGGUCAAUACUGCCGGUAACGCACCAAGGCACACGAGGCAAUCGCUCACCCGGUCGGACCAAUGGCCAUAUGCCCUGCGCCGAGUCAUCGACGCCCCGACUGGAAUUGACAAUAUUGGACCUCGAACCUGGCUGGGCCUGUGCCGGAGUAUGUUCCAGCUGAUCUACUGCUACUGGACUGGCUCUACAGGUGCAACUGGCUGCAUCGAUUCAUUGAGCUGCCAGUACAUAGAGUCAGGCUUUAGCUCGCUGUAUCCAUCAGUGUUGGUCAUCGAAGGAGGGGAGCCCUUCUGGCUGACCAUCUUCGUCAUUGGGAGAUGGGGUCGUGAUCACUGGUGGUGGCAGGCCAUGACGGAGCGCAUUGGGGACCCGAUACUUUCCAUUCCCUUACCUUACCUUACUGUGUAUAAUCCUUACCGUAUGGUUCCAAUGCUCCAAUACCACUUGCUCUGGAACCUGGAUCAUCCUUCGCCCAAACGAAUUUGUUCUGCGGUGAACCGGACCCCCUUGCCCCCAACGCGCGCUGAGAGGCUGACCUGUCCCGCCCUGCCCUUUGUCUUUUCGACUGCGGGUUCUUGUCUUCCAUUGCCAAUGGUCGUUAAACGGAGACUACCUAUCCAGACUUCUUCCCUCCGCACCCCCGAUCCCAUCCCGUCCAUCGGCCCCGAUUCCAACAGAUUUCUGCAACAGCGAUGGAAGUGGUACUCCACCAGACUGGAGUACGUAUUCGCGACCCCGUCGACCGGCCGAUUCCAGAAGCUCGACUUUCACCUGGUGGUUAAAUUUCGGGCGGCACAUGAGGUAAUACCUGCCACACCGGCCGUCUUCCGUCACGGUGCUGAUGCUGAGGACGCGCUUUCCCCAAUUUUUAGCAACAAGCGUUGCAUCACCAACAGGAAUCUGAUGCUGGGACCCAUUCCAUUUCACUUCUCUGCUCGUCCUUUUGCUGCCUUGGCUUUUGCAUCUAACUGCAAAUUUGGAUUUGCCCUGUUUCAAUGGACUGCAUUUUGA
Messenger RNA from Colletotrichum lupini, 1362 nucleotides. RefSeq lists its product as uncharacterized. Bases 1 to 1362 code for a protein of 453 amino acids. Lineage: Eukaryota; Fungi; Ascomycota; Sordariomycetes; Glomerellales; Glomerellaceae. The transcript is spliced from 14 exons. The record is from RefSeq and is a predicted model, not a curated record.